Molecule: messenger RNA, 1143 nt
Organism: Arabis nemorensis
Lineage: Eukaryota; Viridiplantae; Streptophyta; Magnoliopsida; Brassicales; Brassicaceae
Source: the annotation of a GenBank genome assembly
AUGUCACACUCUGCUGUUUCUCAGGCUGCUUCUCUCUCAGUUUCAACUGGAAACGAUCGUUCUCUUAGAAGAUCCAUCUUCAAGCAGAACAAUAGCAUCAGCUUUAACAGCAAGUCAUGGGCAUCUUCUUUAGCAUUGAACCAGAGAACAACAAGCAUAAGAGAAGCAAAACGGUACACGAUAUGUAUGUCGGUUCAACAGACAAGUAGUUCCAAGGUUUCUGUCUUUCCUCUAGAGUUGGAAGACCCUAAAGAUCCUCCUUUGAACUUGUACAAACCAAAGGAUUCUUACACUGCUAAGAUUGUUUCCGUGGAGCGAGCCGUGGGCCCAAACGCGCCAGGAGAAACUUGUCAUAUCGUGAUUGAUCAUGACGGUAAUCUUCCUUACUGGGAAGGACAGAGUUACGGUGUGAUUCCUCCCGGUGAGAACCCGAAGAAACCGGGAGCACCACACAAUGUGCGCCUUUACUCGAUUGCAUCAACGAGAUACGGAGAUUUCUUUGACGGCAAAACAGCGAGUUUGUGUGUACGCAGAGCUGUUUAUUACGAUCCCGAGACUGGAAAAGAAGAUCCUUCAAAGAACGGAAUCUGCAGCAACUUCCUAUGCGAUUCAAAACCCGGAGACAAGAUUCAAAUCACUGGUCCAUCGGGGAAGGUAAUGCUAUUACCCGAGAAUGAUCCAAACGCGACUCACAUAAUGAUAGCCACGGGAACAGGAGUGGCUCCAUACAGAGGCUACCUACGUAGAAUGUUCAUGGAAAACGUACCAAACUUCAAAUUCGGCGGUUUAGCUUGGCUCUUCUUAGGCGUAGCCAACACCGAUAGCCUUCUCUACGACGAUGAGUUCACCAAGUAUCUAAAGGACCAUCCGGAGAAUUUCAGGUUCGACAAGGCGUUGAGCAGAGAGGGAGAAAAGAACAAGAGAGGUGGAAAGAUGUAUGUGCAAGACAAGAUUGAAGAUUAUAGCGAUGAGAUCUUCAAGCUUUUGGACAAUGGAGCUCAUAUUUACUUUUGUGGGCUUAAAGGAAUGAUGCCUGGGAUUCAAGAUACACUUAAGAGAGUUGCAGAAGAGAGAGGUGAGAGCUGGGACUUGAAGCUUUCUCAGCUUAGGAAGAACAAGCAGUGGCAUGUUGAAGUUUAUUAA